Gregarina niphandrodes is the source of this 711-nucleotide messenger RNA. RefSeq lists its product as hypothetical. The coding region runs from base 1 to 711 and encodes 236 amino acids. NCBI's taxonomy places the organism in Eukaryota, Apicomplexa, Conoidasida, Eugregarinorida, Gregarinidae. The transcript has a single exon. The record is from RefSeq and is a predicted model, not a curated record.
AUGGAGGCUGAGAAGCUAGCGGAAUUCCACGCCAACCUCGAGGCAAUACAAGAGGUCUUGCAGGACGACCCUACGAAUGAGGAACUACUGAGCGUGAAACGGGACCUGGAGGAAGUGAUUCGGUAUUAUACGGAGAGUGCUGGUGGCAUAAGCAAGGCUGCCGCCAGCCAAGAUCCCACGAAGGGGGAUUUUGCUAGAGAAAAUGCCCCCAGCGGUGCUAGGGAAGAAACGCUCAAAGGCGAUGAGAUGACGAAUAAAGCCAAGGGACUCAUUGGACGGACCUGUGUUAUUUCUUCUGACUUUAAACACGGUACAAUAAGUAGUCUUGGAGAACUCGACGCAGACUCGGGAAUGCCUAAGACCAUUCUCGUUCGAUUGCUCGACGACGCUGGUACAGUAAAGGAACUAGACGUUGCGAAAGUCCGCCUCAUUAACCAGUGCGACCCGAGCAGUUUCGAAGAAGGAUCUGAAAUGCAGGCUUUGUAUAACGACGGAGUCUGGUACGACUGUACCAUAAAAAAGAUUCGUGUUUCCCGGGUCGUAGUGUACUAUCAAGAUUAUGAUGAAGAAGAUGAACUCCCAUUAGAUAGAGUAUCACUCCGGUCCUAUGUUACCCCCUAUUCUAUGUUACCCCCUAUUCUAUGUUACCUUCACUGGCUCUUUUGUCUCACGUGUUAUGUCACUACACCCGGGUUCCAACUUCGCGUCUGA